UUUUCAAAACCAGACCAAACCCCAAAUUAUACAAUAAAACCCGACAACCCUAAAUCAUAGUUUUUUUUUAAGUGUUAGUUUUCUUUUCUUAGUUUCUCCUCAGCCUUGUCGGGGACUCUAGGCUUUCUAGGCGAAAAAGAUGGAUAGGAUCAGCGAUUUACCUGAUGAGACUGUUUGCCAAAUUUUAUCUUUUCUUCCGACAAAGGAAGCUGCAUUAACUUCUGUCUUCUCAAAGAGAUGGAGGAAUCUGUUUGCCAUGAGUCCGAAUCUUCAUAUUCGUUUUGUUGAAGUUGACUUUUGGAAACCCAAGGCCAAAAGUAACAUGAGUUUCAUAGACUUCGUCGACAGAGUAUUGGCUGUGUCCAGUGAUUCUACCAUUAGGAGAUUCUCUAUGAUAAUCCGACGGAGUGUUGAACCAGCUCAUAUCAAUCGUUGGAUGAUUAAUGUGCUGAGCCGUGGCAUCUUGGAUCUUGGUCUGGACACACUCACUAAAGAUGUGAUUACAAUGCCUUUAGAGAUAUUCACUUGCAAGACAAUUGUUAAACUGAAACUAGGAAGCCUCGUUAAAUUUGCUAUGGUUCCUGAGAAUGCUUAUCUUCCUUCUCUUAAGACUCUGUUUCUUGUUCAUGUUCGGUUCUCUGGUUGCGAGUUUGAAGCUCUUCUUUCUGCUUGUCCUGUGCUUGAGGAAUUAACCUUGCUUGGUUGCCCUUGGGAUCCGAAACAGUGUCUAACCAUUUCGUGUACUACUCUUGAGAGACUCACUCUUUCAUGUAAAGGUACAAUCGCAUGUAGUCUUCCUUGGAGCUUUUCUUUUGAUACUCCAAGACUUGCCUACUUAAACUACCGUGGUUAUAUUGGAGAUGAGUAUCCGAUUGUUAAUCUCCACUCCCUUGUUGAAGCUAAGCUUUCUCUUGAGUUCAGGGGAUCUCCUAAUGAAAGCAAUCCAAUGAAUCUGAUUAAUGGGUUAAGAAAUGUUGAGGUCCUCGACCUGUCGUCUCUUGAAACCUCAAAGUUAUUAUUUUCAUUUUCCGAAUUAAUCCCACUGUUCGAAAAACUAUCUCGUGUAUCUAUUGCAACUGAGGUCCAACACGCGUGUUGGAGUUGGAAAUUUCUGCCACUACUGCUUAAAAAGUCUCCAAAUCUGAAGACUCUUGUCAUCAAGGGUCCCUUGCACUUCUAUGAUGAAUAUGGAGAAGAAUCUGAACCUCUAAUUUGUGAAUGCUUGUCGGAAUAUUCAUUCCUAUCCUCAUGUCACGUGAAAAUCCUAGAGAUAAUCGACUACUGCGGAACUAAAGGAGAGAUGGGGCAAAUGAAAAAAUUCCUCGAGAAAUUGCCAUGUCUUGAGCUGGUUAAUAUUCAUGCUAGUGCAAAAGCAAAGUUGACAUUCUGCACAGACCUGCAAGUGCUUCCCAGAGCUGGCAAUAUCCAGCUUAAGUUUUUUUCUUUCCAAAACUAAUUAUGGAUCAAAGAACUAGCAAAUCCAAGGAAUGAAAGUGUUUGGGGGGGGAUUUACUAGCUGGAUAUUUUUGCAAUAGAG
Molecule: messenger RNA, 1537 nt
Organism: Brassica napus (rape)
Lineage: Eukaryota; Viridiplantae; Streptophyta; Magnoliopsida; Brassicales; Brassicaceae
Product: F-box/LRR-repeat protein At3g58980-like
Exons: 3
Coding region: 140-1456 (438 amino acids)
Molecular function (GO): protein binding
Source: RefSeq, a predicted model, not a curated record